This is a messenger RNA of Stegodyphus dumicola, 938 nucleotides long. RefSeq lists its product as uncharacterized. Lineage: Eukaryota; Metazoa; Arthropoda; Arachnida; Araneae; Eresidae. The record is from RefSeq and is a predicted model, not a curated record.
GCAACUUAAUUAGAUAUGUAUAAAAAAUGCUAUUUACUUUAAUGAUAUUUCAAUAUAUAAAGCUUUCAGGCCUCCUUCAGUUUUAUAGUUCUUCAUCGAUUCUCAAGUUCAAGUCAACAUGUGGGUUCUCACUGCAACCGCUUCGGUCAUCGCUUCCACAGCUCUAGGAAAGGACAGCAUUUGUGAGAAGAACAGUUGGGAAAUUUGUCAUUCUGGUAUACAUUUUGACUUUCCAAACAACGAGAAAGAAUUGGACGAGCAAUGUCCUUUGGCACUGGACGAGGGUAAGUGCAGGCAGGAUCAUGCUAUGAAAUGCGAAAGGCCCGAGCUUGGAGAGAUAACUGCACAAACUGAACUUAUGCAAGAUGUCUGCCGCAAAGGUUCCAGUCUUAAUGAAGCCAUUGGGCCCAAUAUAGGAUGUAUCAAAGAAAACGUAAUCAGAGAAUGUUCCGAAAAGACCAGAACAGUAUUUAGGGCUUACGUAGAUUACCUGAAUACUACGAGUGAAGAAUUUUCCGAUGAGGACUGGAAGAGAGCCAUGUGCAUGAACUUCGCCUAUGAUCUUGCUUGUGCCAUCAAUGCUGUUUCAGUACCCUGUGGCAGUGCGGUGAAAGAUGCUAUUCUAGAAGUAAGCCGUCGUAUUGACUGGAUGGAAAAGAAGGCCAUGUGUCCAAGAAGCUUGAGAGAAGAAAUUGUUAAAGAUAUCCCAACGAUGGAAAUUAGCCUUGCGGAAAAAUUGUUAGUCGAAGAGUUACUCUUGGACAUCUGAAUCAGCAAAUGGAUGAAACACAUACAAGAAGAAAUUCGCUUUAAUUAAUAUUUGAGUACAUAUGAGUACAGAAUUAAAUGCACUGAAUGUAUUCUGUAAUCACGUUUGAUUGCUAUGUACUAAAUAUCUCUUCCUGUUUAAAUAAAGUAAGAAUAUCUGUUAAAUAAAA